AUGUCAAAUAUAUUAGAAAAGUCACUAGAUGACAUAAUUGGGGAAAAGAAACCCGAAAGAAAGUUUACACCCACAAAUAGAAGAGGCAGAGGAGGAGGACCAAGAGGACCAAUCUCACGUUUCCACCGUCAACAUCGAUCUCCACCGUAUAGCAGACGACAACCGGAUGUAUACAUCCCUCGUGGAGCAGCAGAGGCAACCACUAUGCCAAGCUCUUCUUCAAGCAUACCUCCAGAUGUAUUGCAAUUAGCCAAUGGACGUCCCACAUUACGAUUGAAAAAUAUCCACCCUGAUUUGAAUGGUGAUGAUUUAAACAAAUUGUUUUCAACAAUUAAUGAUGUUGAUUUUAUCAAGUUUGACGAAAAGAAUGAUACGAUUGCAUACAUAUGUUUCCAAAAUGAUUGUGAACGUAGUAAUUUAGAAGCAAUUGAAAAAUACGAUGGUAAGAAAGCUAUGCAAAAGAUUUUAAUUGUUGAAAACACAAUCAGUUUGGCUGAUAGGAUUAGUAUAGCUCCUAGACCAGUGAGACGAGAAGGGCUUGGUGGUUAUGCUGUGAGAAAUAGGGGAGGAUCAAGAGGAAGGAUUUCCAGCCGUCGUGGUGGUGGUGGCGCCGGUGCAGGCAGCAGAUCAGGUAGAGGACCAGCACCGAAAAAGAGUGCCGAGGAAUUGGAUAAAGAGUUGAACGAUUAUAUGGGUAAAUCCGACAAUGGUGAUGCUGGUGAAUCGAAUGGAGUUCCUGAGCAAGGAAAUGUAGAUACAGAUCUAGAUAUGAAUGGAUAA
This is a messenger RNA of Lodderomyces parapsilosis, 780 nucleotides long. RefSeq lists its product as uncharacterized. The transcript has a single exon. Gene Ontology annotation, cellular component: nucleus. NCBI's taxonomy places the organism in Eukaryota, Fungi, Ascomycota, Pichiomycetes, Serinales, Debaryomycetaceae. The record is from RefSeq and is a predicted model, not a curated record. Gene Ontology annotation, molecular function: mRNA binding. The coding region runs from base 1 to 780 and encodes 259 amino acids. Gene Ontology annotation, biological process: mRNA export from nucleus.